UUAACUCUAUACUUGAAUGGUUUCUCCCCACCUCGGAAAGGAAUGUUGAAUUGAAAAGCCGAGUUGCGCAAUAUUUGGCGACUCCGACAAAGCCCAUUGUUUAGAGGUAAAGAUCUCUCACUACAGCGUAGAUUUGGAGGGAAAUUUAAAGGAAACCCGGGCCGCCAUUUUGGCAUACAAAACGUGUCUGCUUCUCUGUCACUGUUGUGACUUUGAAGAAGUCAACCAGUUUCUAACUAUGGCUCCUGUAGGCUUGUCAGAGACGUGCGUUGCAACGCGAGACGAGAGAGAUACAGUAGAGCCGUCAACUCCAGCACGGCAGUCGGUCGACGUCUGCUUCGACGAACAGAGCAAACGAAUCAAACUCAUAAUCCGGGGGCUCUCUCUGAACAGAGAACGGGUAAGUCCCUGGAACCAAUUCCAGAGCGCUGGCUUGAAACGGAAAGCUACUUCUAGCGAAGAUAGCCACUCGGUUUCCCCAAAGAAGGCUAGGCCCUCACUGGACUCGAACAUUCCCGAUGCCACCACAACACAAUCUAAGGCAGAGAGUGAUUUCUGGGUUCCAGAACUCGGGCUAAGAUGUAGAGAUCGAACCAUUCUGACUGAUGGUGACUGGUUGACGGACAGCCACAUCGUAGCGGCACAGCAACUUCUUCACCGCCAGUUCCCCGGGCUGGAAGGCCUUCAGGAACCCGUGCUGGGCAACGUGCUGCAGUUUAAACCCAUCGUCUCAGACGGCAUUCAGGUGAUCCAGAACGGCAGCAACCACUGGGUGACGCUCCGGAAGCUCGGCAAGAAGGUCAAGGUCAUGGACAGCAAGAACAUGGGCCUAACGCGGCAGCUCACCCACCAGGUCAUCAAUCUGUGCGGCGUUGAUGGUGACGGUGACGGCGAAGCGGCCGGCGGAUCGUCCACACUGGAGGUCCGCCUACCGAGAAUGCACCGGCAGCGCGGCUCCAGCGACUGCGGCGUGUUCGCCCUGGCCUACGCUACCGAGGUGGCUUUCCAGGGGAACCCGGAGCUGGUGGUGUACGAACAGAGGAGAUUGCGCCAGCACCUUCAGGAGUGCUUGGAGUUUAGGGAGAUGAGACCGUUCCCUAAGAAGGCCUGCAAGGAGAGAACGGCCAGGGAGAUCGGGGACAGAAUGCAGAUAGUGCAGAAAAUAAGCCCACGUCUCCCUUAUGCAGAACCUAUCGGCCAUCAGCGUUCCACUUGACAACGCUAAACUGAGUGUUUCGAUUUCCACCGUUAAAGUGACGACGAGAACGCAAUUCGAUUAAUCUGAGUGCAAAAAUUACACCGCCUGUCCACUUACCCACGAUUGGCGUAAUAAAGCCCAGUCCCUCACAUCGAUUUAUCGAUACCAGUAUCGUUUUAUCGAUACCAGUCUUUAGUUGCCGGUAAAAGCGAAACAGAAUGGAAUUUACUGAAAAAUCGAUCGUUUGACAGGGUUACAGAAAAAGAAUAACGCUGGGGUUGGAUAAACAUGGUUAAUUCCAGAGCUACAAUAACUUUAGCCUUCAAGGAGCUCAAAAGAAGCCUUUAGAGAUACAUCUUGUCAACUGAAAAAGUACUGUAAAAUCUGGUGGGUCACUUUAUACCCUAAGCUUACGUACGUCGCGCGAAAUUUCUCAUUGUUUGUGUGUUACUGGCUUCAGCAGACAGGAGGUGCGACCCCGAGAGCGACCCAAACGAAGAACAAGCUUAAAAACGGUGUUUCAUUUUUGGUUUUUAGUGGUUUUGGGGGUUAAUUGCGAAUUUCUCGGGAAUACCCUUUUGUGAACUAUAGGGGUAUUUAACCUCACUGUUAGGAAAAUUGCUAGACUUCCAGCAUUUUGGUGUUGAUGACAGCGUUUCUUAAGUCUCACUAAAAAUGUAAUGGUACUUUGUUAAAAUCAUGUCUUUCCAGUGUGUCUGUGACUGUGUGACUUGCUCUAAGAAGACGUUAGAAGAAUUACUUGUGAUUUAAUACUGUUGAAUUUGGAAUAUAAGCAGGUAAUUAGAAUUGCAAAUAAUAAAACUGACAGCGCAGUCGUCGGAAUAA
Messenger RNA from Acanthaster planci (crown-of-thorns starfish), 2044 nucleotides. RefSeq lists its product as uncharacterized. The record is from RefSeq and is a predicted model, not a curated record. NCBI's taxonomy places the organism in Eukaryota, Metazoa, Echinodermata, Asteroidea, Valvatida, Acanthasteridae.